AUGAGCUUUUUCUCUAAUCAACGGAUGAGUGAAUUGGCCAGCCGAAUAGGAACAGGUGUCCUCAGAGAGAUCGUUGAGGACCUGGAAACCCUCCUUGUGUCCCGAGUAUGUUCGCAAAGCGACUCUUCGUCGUCUACGAUCGAGUUCCAGCCACCUCUAGCCAGUGUGGACGUGACAUCAAGCGAAGCCGAGGCUUAUAUUCAUGCCUACUUUGAGCAGAUCCAUCCUAUUUACCCCUUUCUCGACAUAGAAGAGUUCACCUCACAUACUACUAACUGCCAACGUCCUGGGACAUCGAAAUGCAGCAAAGCAUGUUCCGCAAUAUAUCACGCUGUCCUAGCUUUGGGCAGCCAGUAUAACCAAGGCGGCAGCUUCAUGCCAGGUUCGGGAAAGGCGUGGUGUAUUUUUCAAUUAUGCCUUGGUACUAUUCCAGACAUCUUGGUUCCUCCAUACUCGUUGACGAAGCUUCAAGCUCUGACAGCCAUGUCCAUCUUUGCAAUGAAUUCCUGCUGUCUUCAGCUAGACCAGGCGUUGGUAUACGAAGCAGCUAGAAUGGCGCAAAGUCUACGGUAUCACAAAUCUUCGAAAGCUCAACCAGCCCACUUGAGAGUGUUCUGGACCAUAUACCACUUGGAAAAGAUUGCCUCCUUCUCUGAUAACAAUAGCUCAGUGUUCGCUGACGAGGAUAUCGGAUGUGACAUCCCUUCCGUCCAAGGUUCCAUGUUCGGUGACUACAACUGGCUCCUGUCUGCCGUUCAUCUGAGUAGACUUACAUCAAUCGUAUACACCACUCUGUUUUCGACAAGGUCGUCUUUGAAGCCCGCAGAGGAUUGCUUAUGCUCUAUCAAACACGUACGACGUGGGUUAGAAGAAUGGCGCUUAUCGGUACCUGGGGCAUUUCGGCCGAAGGAGCCAAUUCGACUAAGUGAAAUUAGAAGUCCGAGUACGAAGAUGGUUGCUAUACAGACGCAUUACUUGUACUACAACCUCGUUUUUGCUGUCGAACGCCUAUGCCUUCACGUCGACCCCGACGAAAAGCUGGAUCGCGAGGAUAGCAAGUGGGAAUUGAUGAACGCAGCGCGCACUGUUAUUGAGCUUGUUUCGUUCAUCGAAAUCGAGCCUCAUAUGCCUGUCUUCGUUGCUGGUAUCAUACCAUUAUCGGCAGUCUUCGUUCUUUUUGAUUUUGUGAUUCACAAUCCCACUCAUAGAGAGACGGAAAGUAAUAUUGCCUUCCUUGAUCAGGCUGCGGCAUACUUCAGUCAACUUGACUACGCCUCUAAAGGUGCACUCCCGGGAAGAAUCAUCUCGAGCUUUGCAGGCAUUGCGCGACAAUAUAUUCUCAAGGUACGGGAAAGAGUACCCACGCCUUCCAUAUCGAAGCCGGAGAUGCAGCAAGGGAUCCAACCAAUAUGGGAUUACGGGCCAGAUAUUGAUUUCAAAGAUAUAGAUCUUUCUUCGAUAAUCUCACAGCCAAACUCCGGGCAAAUUCCUUUCACAAGCUUUGACACGCCAUCGCCGUUUAGGCCCGACAUGCUCUAUUAUCCCCCAUCCCAGGAUAUCCAAGUCCCGAACAACCAGACAGAGGAUCUUCGAUCCAUUUUCGGCCUUGUCUUUCCCGAUUGGGCAGGGGAUGUAUAA
Messenger RNA from Penicillium egyptiacum, 1638 nucleotides. NCBI's taxonomy places the organism in Eukaryota, Fungi, Ascomycota, Eurotiomycetes, Eurotiales, Aspergillaceae. The record is from the annotation of a GenBank genome assembly.